CUUCACUGUUUAUCACGAUCGGCACAUUUCAGCGUUAUCGGCUUUCAUUUUUCUUUGCUCUUAUAAAGUGUAUAUGUACCGCUGUCUGCCGCUUUCCAGCAUCCGUAGACUCGUAGACUGCCGUAGAGGCGUAGAAUUAAUAUUCGACUCGUCGACUCGAACUGACCCGAACGUGCAUCGCUCAGAGUACGUCUGGAAAGUCACCGGCUAACAUAUAAUCGGCGGCCGAUAACGACCUGUUACAUAAAUCGCUAUCAACAGCGAGAGAGGUAAACACGAUUCCAGUGCGUUCCACCAGAACCAUCGCCCGGAAUUACAUCAGUGGUAGGAACACGUCUACUGUCAUCCAUGGCUGAGGCUCUGCAGACUCACGAAGUUAUUCCAGAUGUGGUGAAAACAGUACCCGCCAGCGUCCUGAAUGUAACCUAUCCCAAUAAUAUUAUCGUUCAGAUUGGCAAGGAGCUCACUCCAACUCAAGUCAAGGAUCAGCCUAAUGUUCAGUGGGAGGCAGACUCAAAUGCAUUUUAUACUUUGUGCAUGACCGAUCCUGACGCUCCAAGCAGAGCGGAUCCUAAAAACCGUGAAUGGCAUCACUGGUUAGUAGGCAACAUUCCCGGAUCGAGUGUGAGUAAAGGAGAUGUUCUGUCUGAAUACGUUGGUUCUGGACCUCCGAAGGAUUCGGGUCUCCACCGAUAUGUAUUCUUGUUGUACCAACAGCCUGGAAAGCUCACUUUCGACGAGAAGCGCUUGACCAAUCGAAGUGGUAACAAUCGUGCUAAGUUCUCCAUUAGUAAAUUUGCGGAGAAAUAUAAACUUGGCGAUCCAAUUGCCGGUAAUAUGUACCAGGCGGAAUAUGAUGAUUAUGUACCGAUUCUCUAUAAGCAGCUUUCAGGUUAAUUCUGUGCAUCAAUAAUAUAUAAUCAGUUACGAUAUGAUACACAUGUAUUAUACAUAAUGAUGUAUAUCCAAUUGUCUAUUGAAUAAAUACACAUGAAAUACUUUUCAA
Molecule: messenger RNA, 1006 nt
Organism: Trachymyrmex cornetzi
Lineage: Eukaryota; Metazoa; Arthropoda; Insecta; Hymenoptera; Formicidae
Product: protein D2
Exons: 3
Coding region: 349-897 (182 amino acids)
Source: RefSeq, a predicted model, not a curated record